Messenger RNA from Physella acuta, 824 nucleotides. RefSeq lists its product as uncharacterized. Lineage: Eukaryota; Metazoa; Mollusca; Gastropoda; Physidae. The record is from RefSeq and is a predicted model, not a curated record.
AUUAGCGCUGUGUGGGAUUUUUUCAGCGUGUGUUUUGUGCUGUGUUAGAUAAUUGAUUUGUUUACAUCAAGAUGCAUUGUAGUAAAUCGGAGAAUUUGUUCGAACCAGAUUUUUCUGUUAAAACUGUAUUAACAUUUGUGCCUUAAACUUUUAGUAGUCUUGAAGUGACUAAUAUAAGGAGGCCCUAUAUUUGUUAACGGAUAGUGAGUAAAGUAAAGUGUUCUACUAUCGGCGUUGAAUACGUAUUCAACUAGUUGACUGAUAUAAGCCGGCAACAAUUUCAAUAUUGUUUACUUUUUAUAUAGGAAAUAUGACGCCCACAACUGAUAUAAAAUCACCAGAAAAAGAUGUGGUUAUCAUCAAUGAACCGGUCGACGCUGAGAAAAAAUAUCCAUCUACGGUUGCCAAACUCAACUUAUUUUUCAUAAUUGUAUCUGGAAUCAUUUACUGGUACUUUUUUACAAUCAAGUACUUAUCCUAUGGCCCUGAAGUCGUCCACUCCAAACAAGCCUUAAUCCCUAUACUGGGCAACAACAUCGCUUUUGUAGCGAUCUCGCUCCACAUCUUCAACCGCUGGCUUCAAGGGAGCAAACUCACAGCUGCGAUCGCUGCAUGUGUCUGUAUAAUUACAUCCACAUACUGGGUAGUAGCGGUCAACUUUCUGAGUACAGAACCAGAGCAAACACAGAGAGAAGAGAUGUCGGACGUUGCUUACGGACUUGAGGCCGCUGCACAUUAUCUUCAGUUCAUCGUAGGGUUGAUGAUGGUUGCUGAGAUAACAUAUAUCACGUGAAAACUGACUUCAUAUUCCUCAAACAACAUCU